Molecule: messenger RNA, 1344 nt
Organism: Tarenaya hassleriana
Lineage: Eukaryota; Viridiplantae; Streptophyta; Magnoliopsida; Brassicales; Cleomaceae
Product: probable E3 ubiquitin-protein ligase LOG2
Biological process (GO): protein ubiquitination
Molecular function (GO): ubiquitin protein ligase activity
Source: RefSeq, a predicted model, not a curated record
AUGUUUUACCUGUAUUUCCCAUUAACGCCAUCGACGGUGUUCCUUCAGCAGCGGAAACGGCGGAGAAAGCGGGAGACGCCGCCACGGGAGACGCCGGAGCCAGAUUCUUAUAAUCUUCCUCCUCCGCCUCCGGCGACGGAGAUCCCGCCCAAUCGUUACGUCUUCGCCGCCGCGACGCCUUACCCGAAUCCUAACCCUAACCCUAACCAGUACUACCAGUACCCAGGUUACUAUCCUCCUCCUCCGGCUACGAUGCCGGGACCUCUCCCGGCGCCAUACGAUCACCACCACCACCAUCACUAUCCGCCGCAGCCAUACCACCCUUGGACAGCCGCCGGGAGGUAUCACUGCGGUCCGAUGAUGCCGCCGCCGCUUCCGUACGUCGAGCACCAGAAGGCCGUGACGAUCCGUAACGACGUUAAUCUGAAGAAGGAGACACUGAGGCUGGAACCCGACUUGGAGAAUCCGGGUCGGUUUCUCGUCUCCUUCACGUUUGACGCGACCGUCUCCGGAAGGAUCACAGUCGUCUUCUUCGCCAAAGAAGGCGGAGAAUGCAAUCUAACCCCGACCAAGGAAGAUAUUCUGCCACCAGUGACUGUUGAUUUCGAAAAGGGACUCGGUCAGAAGUUCAUACAAUCCUCUGGCACCGGGAUAGAUUUCUCAGUCUUUGAGGAUGCUGAGCUGCUCAAAGCGGCGGCCGACACAGACAUCUACGCGUUAGCAGUUAAGGCGGAGGCAACUCAAGCCGGAGACAGUAACCAGAAUGGAGCAGAAGGAGGGUCGGGAUCCACGAAUGCACAGAUUACACAGGCGGUGUAUGAGAAGGAGAAAGGGGAGAUCAAGAUAAGGGUGGUGAAGCAGAUACUGUGGGUGAAUGGGAUGAGAUACGAGUUGCAGGAGAUAUAUGGGAUCGGUAACACGGUCGAUGGAGACGAGGACGCUUCAGAUGCAGGUGACCCGGGGAAAGAGCCACGGGACACGACUGUUCUUCCCUGCCGGCACAUGUGUAUGUGCAGUGGAUGCGCAAAGGUGCUGAGGUUUCAGACAAAUAGGUGUCCAAUCUGUAGGCAGCCCGUCGAGAGGCUUUUGGAGAUAAAGGUGAACAAUGGCAAUGGCAAUGGCAAUGGAGGAGGAGGGGAUGAAGAAGAAGACAAAGAGCAUCCGAGCUCUUCUUCUCAAUGAAUGCAACAGUCGUGGAGGAAACAUAAACAAAGCGGCUAUAUCUUUAUAUGAAAUGUGUUGUAUUUUAUGAUCCCUUGCUGAAAUUAUAACUGUAUGCUUUGAAUCCAUCAUAAAGUUGAUUCAUCUUCCGGUGUUGAAUAAAUGUAUGCUUUGAAUCCACCA